AUAAAAAACAAGUUAAAAGCAUUUUAUAUACGUGAAUUGGUAAGUUUCACUAUAAAACCUUGUUACAUGGACAUUUUUGUAAAAAUACCUAAUCUUAUCAAAAUCUUCAAACGUGUACUGCUAUUGAAUUAUUGUCUUCCCGUUCCUUUUAUCGCCGCCCGUUAGAACUUCGACCACCGCACAACACAAGUGCAAGGGGAAGCCGUGAUAUAAAGAAUGUAAACAAACAAGCACUGGAAGGUAAAUACUUUCAAUUUAUUCUGAACAAACAAUUUCACACAGUAACUUAUAUUGAACAACUGUUUUGGCAAAGUCAAAAUAACAACUGAAAAGAAUGGAUAAUACACAUAUAUAUGCUCCAUGAUGCUUUAUAGAUUGAUAAUCAAGGUCACACUCCGGAGAACUUAUACACAAAACUGAAAAUUGAUUUGUUUGCGAUCAAGUAUCACUGAAUGAAAUAUUAUUUGUCGAUUAAACGUUACGGUUUCCUGAAAAAUGUAUAAAAAACUUCCUACAUGACCAGUUUAGUAUAUAUGCAUGCAUUGAAUACAUUGAUUCAAUAAUUUCCUAUACAUCAUAAUUACAAGAAACCCGUUUCAAACGACAUUAAAAAAUAAACAUAUAACAUUUCGUCUGUCUUUAUGGAGAUAUUUCUAUAUUAUAUGAAAUUACUAUUUGUAGAUGACAUAGUCCCUAUUGAAAUCAAACUAAUGUCAAACAAAAAGUCUAUUCCUUUAUAUCUGAAACUACUUGAGUCAGGCUCUGAGAAAAAAAGGGACAUUCGUUUGGUAAUUGUCGGAAAGAAAGGUACUGGGAAAACAUCAUUAUGUAAGAGGUUAUUUGAAGAAGAAGUCAGCAAAGAAGAGGUGAAGAGUACCAACGGGAUUGAAAUUCAUAGAAUAAAAUGUAAUGCAAACUAUGAUGAUGGCAUAUGGUAUAAAUUAAAUGCCAACAAUCAAGAAACUGAGCUGAAUGCAAGACUAUUAAAACCAUACGAGGAAACCCUUGUUGACCAAGGUAAAGGAACCAAUAAAGCAUCAGUCACAAUGUCAGUAGAAGCAGAAGUUUCCAAAACAUUUAUGAACGCAUCUGCAACAAGUUUAGAUGAAUCAGAGGAAACAGCAUCUCUGCAGCCUGAAAAACCAAAACCUCCUUUAAUCACUAAUUGUGACAUCAAACCUCAUGUAGCCUCUGAACCUCAUGUUAAACCUUCUGACGCCACUAAAGUUCAAGUGAAAUCUUCUAUUACCACUGAACCACUUGAUGUUCCAUUUGACACUGAUAUUUAUCAUAAGCAUCAGCCAAACCUUUCAUUAAAACAAGCACAUAGAGAUGUUGAAAACAUGCUCAAGUCUGAAGUGAAUCUUCAUGACAAAGAGGAGUAUGCCACAUUAUUAUUAUGGGAUUUUGCUGGAGAUGAAGAAUUUUACCACAUACAUCAAACUUUUUUGUCUCCAGAUGCAAUUUAUAUUGUUGUUACAAAACUCAAUGAGGCUUUCGACAAAGAGGCACAAGAUUUAUUUCGAUUAUGGAUGGACUCAAUACAUUGUUAUGGUAGAAUUGAAGAGGAGAAAAAUAAAUAUGAUGACAACAUGACAUUUUUGGAUGAUCUUGAUCCAUCUGUGGUUAUUGUUGGUACUUGGAAAGAUGCUUGCACCUCAGAAUCAGCAGAUGCAUACAUGGUUGAAGAUGCAUGUCGAGAAAAUCUUUUAGCAUAUACUAGAAAUAUGGCAGAUGAUGAGCGCGGACAUAUAAGGGAUAAAUUUUUCAUUUCUAACACAGAAGAUGAUAACAGUGUAUUUCAGAAAAUACGACAAGAUAUAUUAAAGUUAGCCAAAAAAAAAACAGAACAUGGAAUAAAGAAUAUCCGUUAAAAUUUAUUCAGCUGGAAAAACGUCUUCAAGAGAAGAAAAAAGAGUUGCCAAUAGUUGCCUUUCGUGAACUUAAGUUUAUCUCAACAGAAACACCCAAGCCAUUGAAUGAUGAAGAACUAAUAUUGUAUUUGAAAUUUCAUCAUGAAAUUAGAGAUUUGGUUUACUUAAAGAUCUCCCAGAUUAUAUUAUUUUAGAUACACAUUGGUUGUCCGAUGCUUUCAAGUGCAUAGUAAUAGCAAAGUAAUUUCGAUCUAUUAGUAUCAAGAAUCAAAAACGUUGGGAGGAGUUCCACAGUACAGGGAAAUUGUAUAUGGAAAUUUUAGAAGAUAUUUUCAAAGAACAAAACAUUUUGUACAAACACAAGGACCAUAUUCUGAAUGUUAUGGAGAAAUUUGAUAUCAUUAUACGUCCAAUUCAAUCAGAGAAAUAUUCUGCAAUUGAAAAAACUUGCUACUAUGUACCUUGUAUGAUUAAAUCAGAACCUGAGUGUUACAUACACAAAAUGUUUAAUGUGACAGAAAAAACAUGUAAAAAAUCUACUUGGUUAUGUUUUAAGUUUAGAUUUUUGCCACCACAUUUAAUGAAUCACUUGAUUGCUUCACUGUGCCGGGAGUAUGAAGUAGCAGAGGUAAGUGUCACUGAAAAUGAAGAAAGAAGAAAUACCACGCAAAGCGUUAUUGCUCUUUUUAGAGGAACAGCUGUCUUUGAAUUAAAGAAAACAACAAAAUUACAUAACGACAUGCCCAAAUGUUAUUCUGGUUCAGAUUUUAGAAUUUGGAAGAAGAGUUAUCAUAGAGAAAGGUAUGUACAAAC
Messenger RNA from Mytilus californianus (California mussel), 2687 nucleotides. RefSeq lists its product as uncharacterized. The record is from RefSeq and is a predicted model, not a curated record. NCBI's taxonomy places the organism in Eukaryota, Metazoa, Mollusca, Bivalvia, Mytilida, Mytilidae. The coding region runs from base 642 to 1874 and encodes 410 amino acids. The transcript is spliced from 4 exons.